Messenger RNA from Seriola aureovittata, 3651 nucleotides. RefSeq names its product galanin receptor 2a. Gene Ontology annotation, cellular component: membrane. The record is from RefSeq and is a predicted model, not a curated record. The transcript has 2 exons. Gene Ontology annotation, molecular function: G protein-coupled receptor activity. Bases 173 to 1174 code for a protein of 333 amino acids. Gene Ontology annotation, biological process: G protein-coupled receptor signaling pathway. NCBI's taxonomy places the organism in Eukaryota, Metazoa, Chordata, Actinopteri, Carangiformes, Carangidae.
GUUUAAAAAUUGUCAGGGUUUGACAGCAGUAUCGGCCUGUAACACCGUUACUUUACAUGAGUUUUCCUGUUGCUGAGUCUGGCUGUGGAAAUGUUGCGCGCAAACGAGGCGCGCGCGCGUCUCCACGAGCCGUGCGUUAAUGUAGUCUGGCAGAAACCGGAGCGCGUGAAACAUGAGUGGAUUUAACAUAAAGAUGGAUCUCUCCUCGGUGAACUCCUCCUCGUGGAGAGCAGAGUCGGUGGUCGUCUCUUUGGGUUUUUCGGUCAUCUUCCUGGUCGGCACCGUGGGAAACUCUCUGGUCCUCGCGGUUCUGUUUCGCAACGGACAGAUGAACACCAAGACCACCAACCUGUUCAUCCUCAACCUCGGGGUAGCAGAUCUGUGCUUCAUUGUCUUCUGUGUCCCCUUCCAAGCCACUAUCUACACGCUGGAUGAGUGGGUGUUCGGACCCGUGGUGUGUAAGGUCGUGCACUUCAUCAUUUUUCUCACCAUGUACGCCAGCAUCUUCACCCUGACGGCCGUCUCCCUGGACAGGUAUUUAGCAAUUUGCUACCCACUCCGCUCCAGGGAGAUGAGAACACCAAAAAACGCCCUCAGCUCCAUCUGCCUGGUUUGGGCCUUGUCCUUGGUUUUCUCUGGACCGUAUCUCAGCUACUACUCACAGAUGGACCUAGUUGGCACUGUGGUGUGUAUUCCUGCCUGGGAGUCCAAACCACGCUUCAUAAUGGACGUUUGCACCUUCAUCUUUGGCUACCUCAUUCCCGUCCUGGUGCUCAGCCUCACCUACGCGCGCACCAUCCGAUACCUGUGGACCAGCGUGGAUCCCGUAAAGGACAUGUCAGAGUCUCGGAGGGCCAGACAUAAAGUCACCAAGAUGAUCAUCAUCGUCGCUGCCCUCUUCUGCCUUUGCUGGCUUCCCCAUCACCUGGUCAUACUCUGCAUGUGGUUCGGACGUUUCCCCCUCAAUCACACCACCUACGUCCUCCGCAUCCUCUCCCACCUGGUGGCUUACACCAACUCCUGCCUCAACCCCAUCGUGUACGCCCUUGUGUCAAAGCACUUCCGAAAAGGUUUCAGGAAGGUUUUCAGCUGUGCGCUGAGGAGGAGUGAGGUCAACAAGGUGCACGUCAUCCAGGCGGUGAACACGGUCAGCAGUGUGGAGACGUCCAACUAGAAAUGGCUUUGAAUGAAGAGGAAGAGCCAACUGAACAUUAUGAACUACGACCAGAGAUUGUCUUUGACUGAACUUCGAGUGUACCUGUCUUAAAGAAAGACCAUGUUGAGACAACAGUGGUGAAUGAGGAAUUCGGGAUAGUAAAGGUUGAGUUAUUGAUCACUUCCAGCAGUUCUAUGAAUGGAGGGAAGCCUUCAACACAGUGAAGGCCAUGGGAUUCUACUGUUUACACCACAUUCUGGUAAUAAAAAAGAUCACAAAAGAUGUGAUGCAGUCAUGGUUUGUCCCAAUCUACAAUGGAGAUACGAAGACUUAAUCGAUCAAGGAAACCCUUCACAUUUUCUACCUGACCCUAUGACAGUUUAAGCUACUCUUGCAGCACGGUUCUAGGGAUGUCCGUUGAACAAAACUUACAACAGAUAUCCCCACAGGAUGUAUCCUGAUGACUUCGGUCAUCCUGGAACUCCACCAUGAGGUUUAUGGUUAUGGUUUUGAGUGAAAUGCUUCAGAAGUAUCAGAUGGAUUGCCAUUCAAAUUUGAUAAACACAUUCAUGUUCCCCCCAGGAUGAAUUGUGAUAACUUUAAUAAUCCAUUAACUUUUCAUCUAGCAUCAACACCAGGCCAAAAUUGGUUUAAUUUGUCCAAUAAUAUGGUUUAUGACCAAAUACCUGCAAAAUAAUUUGUGAUUGUUCAUGCAUUAGCCCUAGUGCUAACCUUGUAGUCACACCAAAUAUAUGCCUAAAUUAACUUCUUUGGUUGUGUUGUGUUUUGUAGCCGUUUGUUACCAAAUGAAGCCAGAUACAAGCAGUUUAUAGCUGCUAUAAAAUGAGCUGAAUGCAUUGUAUUAGUGUUAAUAUUGGAUUUAAUUGUCAUGUAACUGACAGUAGUGUUGCAUUUGCAGCCAUUCUGUCAACAGUCCAACACAUCUGUAUUUCUUUUCCAUAAGUGGGAGAUAUUGAUAGAAAUUCCUGAUAUCUCCAACUCUGAAUAAUGAGUUGCAGGAACGUUUUUUCCCAUUCAGCUGCUUGUAGUUACAGUUUAAACUAUAUGACAUGAAUGUGGCAAAAGCACUGCUGUGUCUAUGUACAGCCUCACAGAACAGCAGGCAUGGUUGUAGACUGUUAGUCUUGUUCAUCAAGAUCAAGAAUAAGUGUUAACAAAAGGAAACAGCCACAGUUUAUGCUUUAAUGGGACAAUAAGGAAGUCAGAUACCUUGAUUUGUGUCUAAUCUAGGUUUUUUGUGCCAAAAGAUAAUAAGCACAUGUGGUCAGCAUGUGUCACUUAUGGUUGAACAGAUUUUGAAGUAUUUUUCCGAGAAAUCACACAAGCGCUGUUUUAAAAGGGCAAGACCCAGGCAGAGAGAGCCCUUCUAAUAGAGCAUGUCUUAUUAUGAAAAGACAUUUUAGAGAAUUUGAUGAAAAGUGGUAAUUUACUUUGGGUAAAAUAAGCUUUGCCUUUAUCCUGUUUAGAUACUGAAUGAAGGGAUAAUACAAUUUCUGUAUCCAGUUUAAUCUUUGUAAUAACUUUAUUUACAUAAUACUUUUAGAAAAACAAGUUGCAAAGUGAAACUUAUGUUCAACGUAUGUACAGAUCAGAGGGAAGUGAAAUAUAAAUUAAAUAAAAUAUUGCAACAAAAUCACAGAGCUACAAAGUCUGAUGUAGGUACAUCGGUGUCAGCCAAAAGGUUUAACAGAAUAAGAGUUUGUAGACAAAAUGACUCACUACAGUUUUGGUUUCAAAAGCUCAGGCGAGUUUCACAACGACAGGGUCAGUGGUUCAGAAUUUGGCUGGAAACAGCCUGAGGAGUCUGAGUAACUGUGGGUGGUGUUGGACUGAAAAGAAAAUUGUCAGAAUGUUAUGCAACCAGCAUUUACCAGACAGAUUUUCAAUCAUUUCUGCAUAAUUCAGCCUCUUGUGCAGAGUCCAUGACAAGCCUCAGUGUUAUCUCUAGUGAUUUAGACGUUUGGAAAUAUGCUGCAUCAUAAUUUGUUUGCCUCAGUGUUAUAUGUUGAUUUAUAUGCUUUGUAGUGCAAGUCCUGUCACAGUGUCAUGGACCAUACAACUUGAUUUGAUGUUGUUGUUGUUAAUGUGAGAUAUACAAGAUAACGUUUCUUUGUGGUACAUUUAUGCAAACAGUAUUAAUGUGGUGUACAGAACAUUAUAAGAGUUGAACUAAUAAAUUCAUCAAGCUGUUACCUUCUGUCUGCUUGGCAACACAAUGUCUUUCACUUGAAACAUGACACGUCCUUUCAAGAUGAUGUGUUAUGCGAGACCCUUCAUAGAUAUUACACCUGUCGAGUGGUUACCUACUACAUAAACCCCUUUAUAGACCCAUUAUCCUAGAUGGUCCCAUAGAAAAACUUGAUGAAUACACUGUAACGGAGGUGAGCCGGUUACUCAUCUUUAAGUCUUUUAUCUUGUAAAACUGAAAAACACCAUUUGAAAACACUUAUAAAAUAAAUAAAUCUUAAAUCUCA